AUGAUUACUAUAGUGAUGGUUUUUGCAUUAUUGUUAUCAGCUAGUAGUUAUUUUUUCAUAUCAAUUUAUUCCGCAUCACAUUUACCUUUGAACGAUAAUAUUCCCAUUCAUUCUCCACAACUAUCCAUAUUUACUGGAGGACAUUGGUUUACUGGACCAAAUAUGAUUACAUUUUUCAUAAGAUUCGAGAAUAACCAAAAUCAACUAAAUUUUGAUUUAUCUUCGAUUGAUACUUUUCUAGUUCUUGGCAACGAAAAGGUUUUAAUGAAUGGAGAUAUGAAUGUUUUUAAUGAUCACGGUCUAUUCACAACAGUAUCAAUGCCUAGAAUUGAUCAUUGCCGUAGUUACUAUUUUGAGUUAUUUACAUUUGAUGGAAGUUAUGAUCGAUGGCCAAAAAAAAAUGUAUUAUACACAAUUGAAGGUGGUAGAUGCCUUAUGCCAUUAAAUGAAUCACUUGCGUGGUUUUUAUUUAUAGUUGACUUGUCGAUUGCAUUCUCCUAUUACACUAUUCCAGUUCAACUGAUUUAUUUCAUAAGAAAAGCACCAAAACUACCAUUUCCUCUAGUAUUUACUUUAUUUUCAGCUUUCAUAAUAUUAUGUGGAACAACUCACAUAGUAUCUGCAUGGAUGCCUUGGAAUCAAAACUAUACUCUUUCUGCAAUAAUAAAAGUCUUUUGUUCCAUAAUAUCUUUGGUAACUGCUGGAGCUUUAUUAGUCAUCAUUCCUAAAGCAUUGGAACUACCUCUAUUAGCUGCUCAAUAUAAAGAUGAAAUUUCUGAAAGAUUAUUAUCUGAAAGAUAUUUACGUAACGAAAAUCAAACAAUGUCCAAUUUUCGACGUGUAAUUCAUGCUCUCAACAAAAUUACAAUACAACAAAUUCUCAAUUAA
Molecule: messenger RNA, 888 nt
Organism: Entrophospora sp. SA101
Lineage: Eukaryota; Fungi; Glomeromycota; Glomeromycetes; Entrophosporales; Entrophosporaceae
Source: the annotation of a GenBank genome assembly